Hevea brasiliensis (rubber tree) is the source of this 1359-nucleotide messenger RNA. RefSeq names its product phenylacetaldehyde reductase. The transcript is spliced from 6 exons. Gene Ontology annotation, biological process: steroid biosynthetic process. Gene Ontology annotation, molecular function: 3-beta-hydroxy-Delta5-steroid dehydrogenase (NAD+) activity. The record is from RefSeq and is a predicted model, not a curated record. Bases 150 to 1157 code for a protein of 335 amino acids. Lineage: Eukaryota; Viridiplantae; Streptophyta; Magnoliopsida; Malpighiales; Euphorbiaceae.
GUUGGUCAACAAACAGCGUAAUUUCCUCCGUUUGCCGUUGUAAGCCUUAUGUUGUAAGCCUUAUGGCGUACAUAUAUGGCAGAGACUAGAGGCCGUGUCCGUGUCAUAUUUGCUUCUUCUGAGAGUAAGGGAUAGAGGAAAGAGACAUCAUGAGUGGAGAAGGAAGGGUGGUGUGUGUAACUGGAGGAUCAGGUUAUAUAGCUUCAUGGCUGGUCAAGCUCUUACUCCAGCGAGGUUACACAGUUAAAGCUACUGUUCUUGAUCCCAAUGAUCCUAAGCAAACAGAACAUUUGCUUGCACUCGAUGGAGCUAAAGAGAGACUUCAGUUGUUCAAGGCAAAUUUAGUGGAAGAAGGAACUUUUGAUUCAGCAGUUGAUGGAUGUGAAGGUGUAUUUCAUACAGCUUCUCCUGUAAUUCUUUCAACAGAUGACCCACAGAAUGUAUUGCUUGAGCCUGCUGUUAAGGGAACACUAAACGUUCUUAAAUCGUGUUCGAAAGUCCCUUUUAUCAAGAGAGUGGUUGUAACUUCUUCUAUCGCAACAGUACUGUUCAAUGGAAAACCUCUGACCCCUAAUGUGGUAGUUGAUGAGACUUGGUUUUCUGAUCCUGCUUUCUGCAAGGAAAAUAAGCAUUGGUAUAGGCUAUCAAAAACCUUAGCAGAGGAUGCUGCUUGGAAAUUUGCAAAUGAAAAUGGAAUUGACUUGGUUACAAUACAUCCAGGGUUUGUGAUUGGUCCUGUCUUCCAGCCAACUCUGAAUGUCACUAUGAAGAUUAUUUUGAACUACAUAACUGGUCAAACAUUUCCAAAUGAGACUCUAAGAUCUGUUGAUGUUAGAGAUGUUGCAAAUGCACAUAUUCUAGCAUUUGAAAGAUCUUCAGCCAGUGGCAGAUACUGUUUAGUUGGACAAGUAGCACACUUGUCUGAGUUCUUUAAGAUUCUGCGCCAACACUACCCGACACUACCACUUCCUGAAAAAAAUCUGUUACUGUUAUGGUUUUCUUUUGCAAGCAGAUGUGUAGAUGACAAGCCUUUUGUGCCAAAAUAUGAGGUAUCUAAAGAGAAGGCAAAAGACUUGGGUGUGGACUUCACUCCUCUGGAGGUUACUGCUAAAAACAUCAUUGAAAGCUUGAAAGAGAGAGGCUUUCUUAAUUUCUGAGUAGUGUGAUUUAUUUAGUUUUCCUAAAUGUCUUCAUUUAUAUAAGCUUCUGUUUCUUAUAAGGUGUAUGCAGGAUGUAACCAGUUACUUCUUAAGGGGUGCUUGUGCUAGCUUUGAGCUCUUGGGGGCCAUAUUGAUAGGAACACAUUUGAAUUGAAAGCAGAUUUUAAUAUAAUGAAAAAUAUACAUAGGAUUAAGCCCA